CCACUCGCCAUAUGCUAGACAGAUAGCGGCACCCGUCUCUCAGAGCGCAUGCCCCAAGGGGUGAAGAGCGGGCGAAAUGUUGCCGCGCAUGCGCCGCUCGGACGAUCACUCCGGGAACGACCGCGUCACUGCUUCUUCUGCGACUGACUCGACCGAAACAAGGUCGGUAAAAGGGAAGCAGGCCACAGACGGCGGACGAAUGAAAUCUAGAAAGCGCGGGCCUAUCAAACCUUACUUCUCCCACGUGGGGUUAAGAUAAGGCGGGAUCUUUUCUUCGAUUGCUUCCCUGAGCCAGCCAAUCCGCGUUGGGAUCAUCCAAAUGAGCGAGGCAGCUUUUGUCCCAGUGGCCAGACCUCGAUCGCCGCUGACCAAUCAGGAGGAACUGCGCAGGAUUCUCGCGCUGAGGCGGUUGGAAGAGGCCGUUUCCCUGCGCCCUUCCCCCACCCUCCUUCUCCUCCUGUCGUGCCGCCGACGGUUGGACAGACUCGAGGCUUUUUGCCCGCCCCUUUCGGAUUUGCCUCUGUCGUUGGGGACCGGAGUUGAAUUACCAUGAGCGAGGGCGGUGAGGACCGGGCCCCCCCAUCCCCUAAGCAGCGGCGCUUAGACCCGGCUUGUCAGCUGCAAAAGGAGACGGAGGCAGCCCAAGCUCUGGCCGAGAUGACGGCUUGGGGCGGCGGGAGCUUUGAAAUCCUCAACCAGCAGGAGGCGCAAGGAAGCUCCGCGGCGAAAUCGAGGAGCCUGGAAACGGCCGGCCCGCAGGGGGCGCGCGAAACCAGCCCUGCUGUCCGGGAGCCAAGCGCUUCGGCGGGGCAGGGGUUGGGGACUCGGUACGGCCGGGCGAAGGGAGGUGGGGGGGCGUCCUCCGACGAGGACCAAGGAAGCGCAGCGGGGGCCGUGGAACCAGCCAGGCCGAAACGGAGGAAGGCGGAAGCCGCCGUCGGGGCGAGCGACGACUAUGAGGAUGGCCGGGAGACCAAGAGAAAGAGGAAGGACGCCAAGGAGAGGCGCCGGGUUGCUGAGGUAGCAGCCGAGGACGAGUGCUCCGUCAUUUCGGUGGGGGAGGAAGAAGAGGACGAGGACGACGACGAGGAGGAGGAAGAGGAGGAAGAGGAGGGAGGAAAACAGCAACCCACUCGCAAAACCGAGCAGUACUUGGAAGCCUUGGAGGCUGUGCAGCUGGAACUGGAAGCUGUAAAUCAGCAGGCCAACCGUGCCUUUGCCCACCUCAAAGCAAAGUUCAGUCACAUGCGGCGUCCACAUCUGGAGCGGCGCAACAUCAUCAUCCAAAACAUCCCCGGUUUCUGGGUCACUGCUUUUCUCAAUCAUCCUCAGCUUUCAGCCAUGAUCAAUGACAGGGAUGAGGACAUUUUGAGCUAUAUGACUAAUUUGCAGGUUAUGGAUUUCACCCAUGCAAAGUCAGGCUGCAAGAUCAAGUUCUACUUCAGCAGCAAUCCCUAUUUCCAGAAUGAAGUCAUUGUGAAGGAGUUCCAGUGUGGUUCCUCUGGGAGAUUAGUUUCUCAUUCUACACCAAUUCGCUGGUGGCGUGGCCAGGAUCCACUAGCUCAUGGCCAGAAGAACUUUGAAAUGAGCCGCAGCUUCUUCAGUUGGUUCUGUGACCACAGCUUUCCUGCAGGAGAUCGCAUUGCUGAGAUCAUUAAAGAAGACCUGUGGCCCAAUCCACUUCAGUACUACCUGAUGGGGGAAGGUGGUGAAAAUGGUGAAGAAGACAGUGAGACAGAAAAUGGUGAUGACUUUGUUGUGAUUGUGGAUGAUGAUGGCGAAGAUGAGGAAGAUGGGGUGGCAGAUGUCCAUGAGAUCAUAGAUGAAGAAGAGACUGGGCAAGGUGAAGUAGUGGAAGAAGUAUUAAGUGGCCAAGAAGAUGAUAAUGCUGGAUCCAAGUCCUCCCCAGAGGAGCCAGAUGGGAAGGAUUCCGAGGUGGAAGAAGAUGGCUAGAUUAGCUUAUAAAAGAACAAUGUGUUUGGUUGGACUUUCCUAUGGGGACCUCAGUGGCACUUUGAUGCUGACCAGUUGCACUUGGACAUGGCAAAAAUGGGGGGUAUCAGCAGCGGUCACAGAGAUUAUUUUGUAUCUUUAUUUAUUGUAUUGACUGCAUUUCUCUCUCUGCCCUUCUGGGGGCACUAUGUGCAAGCACCUCCUUAAUUGUUUGAUGCUUAGCAUCUUCUCCUACCUGCCUGUGUGGGGGCUGUACGCUUAUUUGCCCUGUCCCCUGGUGGCUACUCAGGGUCUUGUCUGCCCAGAGGCCUUUUUAAAACAGCUCAGGGUUUCCUUUUUCCAUUCAGCAUUAUUAAGCUGCUGGCUUUUCGCACCUUCCCUGAACUUCUGCUUAUAAGGAUUGGACUCCCCCUGUAUAUAUUUUAGCUUUAGUAUGCCUGCUAGUGGCCGACCAGUGCCUCAUGCCAUCAAAACAUAAUCCCAGCCUUGCUUUUCUCACAUUGAGGGUAGGGCCUAAUCAAUUGGGACUCAUCCAUUGCCAAUGCAGGGUUCUGCCAUUCAAACUCACUUUGUAAUAGCUCCUGUUGUUCUAAAUGGCAACCUUGCACCCAUUGGCUUAGCUGAAGCAAUAAUAGCUCUCUGGUUGUACAGUAUUUUCCUUGAGGUUAUUAAUGCAAGGAAAAGGGCUGUGAUGAUGGCUUAUUUUUGUGUUUGAUACUUUCUCCAAUGCUCCAGUCCAUGAAAGCAAUGGCAAGAUGUUUCUAGCAACAGUGUGUAUAUGUGAUUUUAUGCUCUGGUGUACUUUAUGUAUAACUGCAGACAAUUUCCUAGCAAUGUUCCUAAAGCAGCAUACCCGGUUGGAUUUGCCCAUUCCCUAUACCCCACAGAGGCUGUUCUAUGCAAUGCUACUGAUAUUUGUAGAAAGGCAACCAUUUUCCUUGGCUGAUUUUUUUGUAUAUUUCGUAUCAGGACUUUGUACUUUUUUUAUUAUAAAAAAGCACUUAAUGUACAAAGC
Pseudonaja textilis is the source of this 2968-nucleotide messenger RNA. RefSeq lists its product as uncharacterized. Gene Ontology annotation, cellular component: nucleus. Gene Ontology annotation, biological process: nucleosome assembly. The record is from RefSeq and is a predicted model, not a curated record. NCBI's taxonomy places the organism in Eukaryota, Metazoa, Chordata, Lepidosauria, Squamata, Elapidae.